AUGAAAAACGGAACAGUGACAAAUAUAUGGAGCUUGAAGUCACAGGUAGAAAACAUGGAUGUUAGCUGUGUCAGCAAGUUUUGGCUGACAUUUUCUGUUGUUGGAUCCUGUUUGUUAACCCGUUCCAUAAUAUCGGCAAUACUGGGUUACCAUUACAGAUGGAACAUAAAAUACUGGAUGAGGACAAACUGUCGUAGAGGCCCUGUAUAUGACGAACUGGCCAUGGAACAUUAUCAAUUUGACGCCUUUGUGGCCUACAAUUACAGUAACUACCAGUGGGCUUGCAUUGUUCUGAGAAAUGUUUUGGAAACGCAAAACAAUUACACACUUUGCCUCCAUGAUCGUGAUUUCCCUGUAAGUGUCAGCAUACAACAGAACAUUGUAGACGCCGUGAACAACAGCCGGAAAGUCAUCCUGGUGAUCACCAGAGCCUUUCUGAGAAGCGACUGGUGUGAGUUUGAAAUUCAAAUGGCGGGCAUGCGCAUGGUGACAGACGGUCGUGAAGACGCCAUUAUUGUGAUCAUGAUGGAAGAGAUCCCGGUGGCGGAAAUGCCAAGGUCGUUACUGAAUCUAUGGAAAAACAUUACUUUUCUCAUGUGGGAAAAUGAGCAAACGAACGAAGAGAUUUUCUGGGACAGACUGCUAGAGGUAAUGGCACGGCCUUAA
Liolophura sinensis is the source of this 666-nucleotide messenger RNA. Its product is annotated as toll-like receptor 4. Bases 1 to 666 code for a protein of 221 amino acids. Gene Ontology annotation, biological process: inflammatory response; signal transduction. The transcript has a single exon. NCBI's taxonomy places the organism in Eukaryota, Metazoa, Mollusca, Polyplacophora, Chitonida, Chitonidae. The record is from RefSeq and is a predicted model, not a curated record. Gene Ontology annotation, molecular function: signaling receptor activity. Gene Ontology annotation, cellular component: plasma membrane.